UUCGCUUUGCUCCCCGCUCCCUUGUCAUACCCGCCGCUAUCGCCAUGGAGCUCCGCUUCAUGGGUUCCGCUGACCUCCUUUUAUCCUCCUCCUCGUCCUACCGCUCCAAGCCUACCUCUAACCCUUUCCUUGAGACGGGGAAGGGGCGACGGAAGCGGCCGCCGGUCCUCCUCGUGAGGGCGGCGAAGCGGAGCUCCCCUUCGAAGGGGCUCCAGAAGGAGCCGAAGCGGGCUCUAUCCGGGAUCCUGAGGACGGAGGCCGCCGUCCUCGGGGUGGAACGGAAGGCUGGGUCCGGCAAGUCCACCAACCUCUGGCCCAGAGCCGUUCUAGAGGCCCUGGACGACUCCAUUUCCAAUAACCGAUGGGAGUCGGCUCUUAAGAUCUUUGGAUUGCUUCGUAAACAACAUUGGUAUGAACCAAAAUCUCAAACCUAUGCAAAGCUUUUGACAAUGCUUGGAAAGUGCAAGCAGCCCGAGCAUGCGACCUUGCUCUUCAGUGUCAUGCUUUCUGAGGGGCUCAGACCAACAUUGGAUGUCUACACAUCACUUGUAGGUGCAUAUGGCCACAGUGGUCUCAUAGACCAGGCAAUCCAUACCAUUGAUGAGAUGAAAACCAUUUCCGAUUGCAAACCAGAUGUAUACACUUAUACAGUCCUUAUCAAUUGCUGUAGUAAAUUGCGCUGCUUUGAUCAGAUUCCUGCCUUGCUUGCUGAAAUGUCUUACCUGCGCAUUGAGUGCAGCAUUGUUACUUACAAUACAAUCAUCAAUGGAUAUGGUAAAGCUGGGAUGCUUGAAGAAAUGGAGAAUUAUCUAUCUGAGAUGCUUGAAAGUGGAAAUUGUUUGCCUGAUAGAUUUACAAUGAACUCUAUCAUGUGGGCUUAUGGCAACAGUGGAAGAAUUGACAAAAUGGAAAGUUGGUAUGAGGAGUUCCAGCACAUGGGCAUUGAGCCCGAUGUACAGACAUUUAAUAUCUUGAUCAAAUCAUAUGGUAAAGCUGGCAUGCAUGAAAAGAUGGGGUUGGUUAUGAAAUUUAUGAAGAAACGGUUUUUCCCUCCUGAUGUGGUCUCUUUCAAUUUAGUGAUAGAAUGUUUUGGAAGAGUAGGGAACAUUGAGAAAAUGGAAUACUUUUUCCGGUUGAUGAAAAUUCAAGGAGUUAAGCCUAAUUCCAUCACUUACUGCUCGGUCAUCAAUGGAUAUCGCAAAGCUGGUCUUCUAGAUAAGGUUCCUGCAGUCAUCAGGCAAACAGAGAACACCGAUGUUGUCUUGGAUACACCUUUUUUCAACUGUGUAAUCAGUGCAUAUGGUCAGGCUGGAGAGGUGAAAAUAAUGGAAGAAAUGUUCUUGCUUAUGAAGGAAAAGAAUUGCAAACCUGAUAGCAUCACUUUUGCAACAAUGAUUCAAGCGUAUAAUGCUUUGGGCAUGGAUGAAGCUGCUCGAGAGUUGGAGACCAAAUUGCACCACACAGAAAACAAAGCUCUGGCUCCAGGUUGAUUGGAACUAGCAGCAUAAAGAUUCUGAUAUGGCUGAAAAAGUUGGUUCAUUGUGUGAAUCAAACAUCAUGAACCUGCUGAUAUGAGAAGACAGUAGCUCAUCACUUUGAGGCCUUGCCUUUCAGAUUCUAUAGGAAUUAGGUUGCAGGAGAAUUGGAUUGGCAUUGUCAUCAGUUGAAGGGUUUUGAUUAUACACAAUUGUUUGAAACAAGAUAAAACUGAUGGGUUAUAGGAGCUUGACCUAUGCAUUAGGCGAGGCUUGCUCACCAAGCAUUGCAGAAGGUAGUAACUCGGUUUCUCGAUAGAGAUAAUGUGUUGAUAUCCAGCAUUAAGCUUUGCAUAAUUGGAAAAGAUCAGUAGGGAAGCUCUGAUGAAUGGUGAGGUGGAUGAAUUGGGUAAUAUAAUUUUAGAGGCUUAGAGGCUACAUCAGGAGUUUGACCCUUUCUGCAGCAAACGAGUUCGUGGACAAGCUCUUUACCUUUGCCUAACCCUACUGCUGUGGCUAUAAGCUGGUGGGUGCCAUUGGAGGUGGUUUUGCUUUGGUACUUGCCAAGAACCCUCAUUGUGCACAAGAGAUAACACGAACACUUGAAGAAUCUUCAGAUCUUGAUGCAAUAACAACUGGAGCAUCGAGUGGUCCUCAUAUGAGCUGCCUAGUAUUUUGCAUAGUUAUCCAUUUUGCUUUGCUGGAGGUACGUGCAUUUUUAGCCCAAAGAAUCAGACUCACAAUAUGCGCCGGAACAAGGCAUCGGAUUGACAAGCUACUGCAUUGCCCCAUGGAACUAUCACUUCAUGUCCAUUUUGGUGGUUGCAGACAGCCAGGGCGUUCACAGUGGAGUUGCUGGUAUUCAUAAUCACCCUAUGCUUUCCAGUUGUAGUCGUUGUAAUUUAUGACAAACGGUUAAACCACACUGUACGUGUCUAUAUCAAAGGAGACUGGAUACGGGUAUUUGAUCUAUUCAAUUCUUUAUACUGUGUAGCAUUGACAAAAUUUGAUAAAAAUGGUGGUCCUUUGGUGCUA
Messenger RNA from Elaeis guineensis (African oil palm), 2510 nucleotides. Its product is annotated as pentatricopeptide repeat-containing protein At3g53170. NCBI's taxonomy places the organism in Eukaryota, Viridiplantae, Streptophyta, Magnoliopsida, Arecales, Arecaceae. The record is from RefSeq and is a predicted model, not a curated record. Gene Ontology annotation, molecular function: protein binding; mRNA binding.